GUACAGUGUCGCACUCGGACGAAGUUCACGUAAUAGAACGAGGUGUGCACGAUGCAACGAGACAGUCAGUUCCGAGACCGAGUAUAAUAAAAAUCGGCUGCGAUUCGGGAAACGGAGAACAACGAAGAAAUGACACUCGGGAAAACCAAGGUUGGAUCGACUGAUCGCCUGCACACUAGCCGCGAAACGCGACGAAACGAACGCGAGGCAGCAGUGAUCGUGGUCAAACGAGAAUAACGAGAUAUCGGUAAUCUCUUGUGUCUGCUCCGCUUCGGGCUUUCGUUCCUUCUCGUUGUCGAACGAUCUUCCUCCAGUGUAUUCACUUAACACGAACUACGAUAAACAUAGCAGUGGAAAAGGACGUGUGUGACGUUACGAAGACUUUUCAGCACGCGACAUUCGAUGUUCACCAUCCUGGAUGGCAUCUGUUCAUGAUCAUUCAUAGCGAACGCGAUCCGUAAAACGAGAAGACGAAAUUUGUGUGCGAAAAAUAUACAAUUCUGUGGUGAAAUAUGGACAAUAGGACGAACUGCUUCUUUCGUCCGACUCUGAUUAUAUUUUUAAUGGAAACACGAGUUUUUGAGACCGAAUACGAUUAUCGAUAUAUAUCUGUUCUAUAUUCUGAACUGUCCUUAACAAAGAGGGGCAAACGUGAAACGAAUCGGUUCGAGAUGGCAUUGCAGUAACUUGCCAGUACUUAAUCGAAGCAAGAAGUGAUAGAAACAUCGAGCCUGCCUACCAGACUACGUAUCGGAUCAUUGAGCAGUGAAUAAAGAGGCGGUGACUAAACUAUUCUGGGAUAUGGAAUAAUCAGCGUAUGAUCGCGACAAGUUCAUUUUACUACACGUAUUGCACGAUAUCGGUUAGAUUCCUGACAAUUCUUGCAUGUAACUCGUUCAUAUGUGGAAAAAUAGUUGGAAGCAAACAAGAUGAAUUCUGGUGACAAGAAGAAGAAAGGGCUUGAUGGCGGUUGGGGAUGGCUCGUUUGCCUUGGCAGUAGUCUCAUCACGCUUUCUUUAAGAUCUUUGGAUCCCUCGUUUGGACUCCUUUUCCACGACCUCUUUAUAGAACUUGAAAUUGACUCCACAGGAGCGUCAUUCAUAAUGAGCAUUCUUGAUGCUAUUGUUAAUUUCUCAGGUCUCUUAAUAGGACCGUUAUUGAAAAAGUAUUCUUAUCGACAAGUGGCAUUCUUUGGAUCUCUUUUAAGCUGUACUGGACUGAUAUUGACGUCGAGAGCUAAUAGCAUGUUCCAUAUUGUUUGCACUUAUAGUAUUUUAGGAGGCUUAGGAACUGGACUGGCCAUUGCAUCAGCGUUCGUGGCGUUGAAUACAUUUUUUGAGAAAAAAAGAGGACAAGCUGUUGGCUUUUCUAUGGCUGGAACAACUUUGGCCAUGAUGAUAGUACCUCAGUUAAUUCAUCUUCUUUUGAAUUCAUAUGGAUUUCGUGGAGCGAUGUUAGUGAUUGGAGGAUGGGCGUUGCAUUCCACUAUUGGCGCUUGUUUAUUACGUCCAUUUGAAUCUGAAAUUGAAAGUACAAAUGCCGAUACAAAGCAUAGAAAUAAUUCAACUAGAAGUGACAUGUUAUUACAAGUAGAAAACAAUGGAAUGGUGAAGGACGUUAAAUGUGAUACAAGUGAUUCCGAGAAUAAUAUGCUGGAGUAUAAUAAAACGGAGAAGAUAAAAAAGAAAUCUCAAAAUGAAUAUCUUAGGAAGAUAAAGGAAACCUUUGAUUUGGACUUACUUAAAGAUGGCAUCUAUCUAAACAUAGUUAUUGGCUUGAGUUUAUAUUAUGUUGCUGAAUCGAACUUCAAACUAAUGACACCAUUUUUUUUAACUAGCAUACGAAUGAGCAAAGCGGAAGUUGCCUCUUGUUUGUCGAUAUCUGCAUUCACCGACAUUCUUGCCCGCCUUUUACUACCAACCAUUUUCGAUAGAUUGGGAUUGAAGAACAGAACCAUCUUCUGGAUUUUCUGUAUUCUAGUUGGAAUUGGACGAUCUAUUAUGGCAGCGCAAUCUAAAGGAGUACUUUUGAUAAUAACAUUCGUGAUAAUAGGGUUUUUACGUGGCGCCACUUUGGUAAAUUUAAACCUUACCGUUUCCGAAUAUUGUCCUUUAAACAAGCUGCCAAAUGCCUUUGGGAUGUUUAUGGUAUUUAAAGGUUUAUUCGUUGUAAUGCUGAGUCCUUUAAUUGGAUACAUCAGAGAUGUCAGCGAAAGUUAUGCACUUUGUAUACAUGUUAUGACACUAAUGAUAAGCAUCACGUUCAUUACAUGGAGUAUCGAGUGUAUGUAUAGGACAUUUAAAAACAGGAAAUCUGUUUUAGCUAAACAAGCACAAGACAUCGUGAUAGAAUAAGUAUCACUUAGGAUUUAAUAUUUAGCAUUUUCAUAAGAAC
Bombus impatiens (common eastern bumble bee) is the source of this 2394-nucleotide messenger RNA. RefSeq names its product monocarboxylate transporter 2. The record is from RefSeq and is a predicted model, not a curated record. The coding region runs from base 930 to 2354 and encodes 474 amino acids. Gene Ontology annotation, molecular function: monocarboxylic acid transmembrane transporter activity. NCBI's taxonomy places the organism in Eukaryota, Metazoa, Arthropoda, Insecta, Hymenoptera, Apidae. The transcript is spliced from 10 exons. Gene Ontology annotation, biological process: transmembrane transport; monocarboxylic acid transport.